Podarcis muralis (Common wall lizard) is the source of this 4953-nucleotide messenger RNA. It is a transcript of the gene LRRC4C, whose product is annotated as leucine rich repeat containing 4C. Lineage: Eukaryota; Metazoa; Chordata; Lepidosauria; Squamata; Lacertidae. Gene Ontology annotation, cellular component: plasma membrane; glutamatergic synapse; postsynaptic density membrane. The record is from RefSeq and is a predicted model, not a curated record. Gene Ontology annotation, molecular function: cell-cell adhesion mediator activity. Gene Ontology annotation, biological process: regulation of axonogenesis; synaptic membrane adhesion; modulation of chemical synaptic transmission.
CGACGGAGAGCAGGAAAGCUUGUAAGCAAUAAGGCUGGCCCGGGGCCCUCUCUCCAAAUCUCGGGGUGUCAUUGCCUAGCGCAAAAGGCGAAAGAGCGCGAGCGCGCUGCCUGCAACUGGAUCUCCGGCUUCUUCCUUUCCUUCCCCGAGGCGGGAGGGAGAGAUCAAGGCGGAGCUGCUGGCAGGGCGGAGAGCGAGCCGCCCAAUUGUGUGACCGAGUGAUGGAAGGGCUGCAAAGAGCCGCGUCCGAUCUCCUCCUAGGAAUGUGCCAGCGGGACUGACAUGUGCCGGAAGGCGGGGAGAACCGCCCAGCGCCGCUGCGCGGGCGCGGAGUCCAACUUGUGGAGCUGAACUAGAGAGCCGGGCGCCAGAUCGCCUUCCUCGCUUGGCUUGCCGCGAAAUUGCAAGAGGAGGAGGAGGAGGAAGGCGGCGGUGGGGGGCGGGGAGCGGAGGGGGUGCCAGGGAACACAGCCCCCUCCCAUCAUGGCCAUCAUCAUCGCCGCCCCCACUUUACAUUUAUUUUAAGGGUGUUUGGUGUGUGCGCGCGCGCCUCUCUCUCUCUCCCACUCACCCCCCCCCCCACCAGCCACCCCAUAUUCCCAAAGAACAACUUGAUCACGGGCAUCGUCGGUCCUGGAAAGGCUGGCUGUGCAAAGAUGGAGAGGGAGGCGAAAUGAAGAGGAAGGGAAGCCCCGGGCUGGUGAAAUCCAGCGCGGAGGAGAAGAGGACGCCUCCCGCAGGGGGAGUUUGCACGCCGGGAAGGAUCGGGAAGCAAUAGCAGGACGUGCGGAGAGAGAGGGGCUUUCGAAGCCACCCACCUUGGGAGCGGACUCUCCUUUAAAAAAAAUAAAUGAUGAUGAUGGAUUCUUAACAGCUGGUGGGAAUUUUAUUUUCUCUCUCUCCCUGCUUUCUCCUCCUCCCGCCACCAAGCUCGCCGCCACCAUCAGCAUCUCUUUGCAUUUGAUGUGCGAUUCUGGGAGGGGGGAAUGCAGAGGAGUUGGAGGCAAGGCGAACGGAUAUAAUAACGCGGAGAGUUUGGCGAGGAGAAGACGCGGAUGCUCCGGAUUGCUGGCUUGCUCCUGGCUGAAAUCAGAAAUCCGAUUGCGCACUGGGUUGUGAUUGGAAAUCUAAUCAGAUCCUGGGAUCGGCGAGGGGGGAGAGCGUGAGAGCAGCGGAGGGGGGGGGGCAGAGAGGGAGAGAAGAAAAGAAGAGCCCCAAAGUUGGCGUUUCUGAGAAAAUAAUUUCAGAUGUUGCAAGGGGACGCGCCUCGGUGGAGGGCGGAGGGGGAGACACGGGAAGCGCGGCCGUGGGAACCCCCGAUGUAACGUGGACGCACAUGGAUCCGCUCGCAGAGAAGGAGCCGCUUGGCCGGAGCUGAGCAGACAUAACAAAAUCGUGUUACUAAACCAAACAGCGGCCGUUUGAGACAGACGGGGCUGCUGCUGGUGGUGGUGGCGGCGGCAAAGGAAACCUUCCGCAGAAGCCAAAAACGCUUCUCUCCCACCGAGAGGGAUUCCAAGGUGGCUGAGGAUUGGAAGAAAAGAGGAGUUUGGGGGGCGGGUGGGGAGGAUCCAGCAUCCCCGGAGAAGAUCCAAGCCUGGAAUAAAAAAGUUUCUCCGAGGAGAAAGACUCCCCCUCCGCGGCGCGGAGAGACCUGACCUUCCGCUUGCUCUUUUUGAGCAGCGAGCGGGAGAGAGAAGCCAGCUGCCCGCCUCGCUUCGGCCCCCGACGACGAAGGCGCAAGCUGAGAGACGCGGGGACAUUUGAAGCAGCAGCCACGUCCUUAAGAGCUACGGGGGGAGGCGAGCAGGGAGCCGCACCAUGUAAAGGAAGGUGCCGCGGAAGCAGCCCACUCGCGGUGGAUUGGAGCCCGAGCCCGCCUGGACUGAACUCUAGAUGGAAAAUUGCAGAUGGAUAUUGAAUUUCCUUUCUUUUUUCCUUUCCGUCAAAUUGGAUUUGCUGCCGAAAUGAUGUAGUUUUGCCCUCCGUGGUCUUUUUCUGUUUCCCCCCCUUUGUUUCCCCCCCACACCUUUAUUUUCUUUUUUUCUUUUUCCCCCCUUUUCCCCAUCGGAAUUUCAUUCUGGAUAUUUCCCUCCUUCUGGGCGAUUUCUCAAAGACAAUUGAGACUAUGAAGAAAGACUGGCAGUUUGUAACAAGAGGGUUGGCUUCUAUUUUGCUGGCCCCAAGAAAGAAGUCCUUUGUCUGUGUAACUCAAGCAGAUAGACUAAUCACUAGAGCACCUGCAUUAUUGGCCAGGAACGGAGAAGGGCAGAAGAUGGACUAGGUAUUCUGACUAUUGGAACUCCUGAAGGACCAACACCAAAUAAAUUAUGAAUGUUGAACAAGAUGACCUUACAUCCACAGCAGAUAAUGAUAGGUCCUAGGUUUAACAGGGCCCUAUUUGACCCCUUGCUUGUGGUGCUACUGGCUCUUCAACUUCUUGUGGUGGCUGGUUUGGUCAGAGCUCAGACUUGCCCGUCUGUCUGUUCCUGCAGCAAUCAGUUUAGCAAAGUAAUUUGUGUGAGGAAGAACCUGAGAGAGGUCCCUGACGCCAUCUCCACAAACACACGGUUAUUGAAUCUCCAUGAGAACCAGAUCCAAAUCAUUAAGGUGAAUAGCUUCAAACACCUGAGACAUCUAGAAGUCUUGCAGCUGAGCAGAAAUCACAUUAGAACAAUUGAAAUAGGGGCCUUCAAUGGUCUGGCUAAUCUCAAUACUUUGGAACUUUUUGACAAUCGUCUUAGCACCAUCCCGAAUGGGGCUUUUGUGUACUUGUCAAAACUGAAGGAGCUUUGGUUGCGAAACAACCCCAUUGAGAGUAUUCCUUCUUAUGCUUUUAAUAGAAUCCCUUCCCUGCGAAGGUUGGACUUGGGGGAAUUGAAAAGGCUUUCAUAUAUCUCAGAAGGUGCCUUUGAAGGUCUGUCCAAUUUGAGGUAUUUGAACCUUGCUAUGUGCAACCUUCGGGAGAUCCCUAACCUCACGCCACUUGUAAAACUGGAUGAGCUAGACCUUUCUGGGAAUCACUUAACUGCUAUCAAGCCUGGGUCCUUUCAAGGAUUAAUGCACCUUCAGAAAUUGUGGCUGAUCCAAUCCCAGAUUCAAGUGAUUGAAAGGAAUGCCUUUGAUAACCUUCAGUCGCUAGUGGAGAUCAACCUGGCCCACAACAAUCUAACACUACUGCCUCACGACCUCUUUACACCUCUCCGUCUAGAAAGGAUCCACCUACAUCACAACCCUUGGAACUGCAACUGUGACAUCCUGUGGCUCAGCUGGUGGAUUAAAGACAAAGCGCCCUCGAACACUGCAUGCUGUGCCCGUUGCAACACGCCUCCUAGCUUGAAAGGGAGGUACAUUGGUGAGCUGGACCUGAAUUACUUCACGUGCUACGCUCCUGUGAUUGUGGAGCCACCAACAGACCUCAACGUCACUGAAGGCAUGGCUGCAGAGCUGAAAUGCCGAGCAUCGACGUCCCUGACCUCUAUAUCUUGGAUUACUCCAAAUGGGUCUGUUAUAACACAUGGGGCUUAUAGGGUUCGGAUUUCUGUGCUUAGCGAUGGCACGUUAAAUUUUACGAGGGUGACUGCGCAAGACACGGGCUUGUAUACAUGCUUGGUGAGUAACUCUGUUGGGAAUACCACAGCUUCUGCAACACUCAAUGUAACUGCACAGGAGUGUAUUACUUAUUUUUCAACCAUCACAGUAGAAACUGUGGAACCUUCUCAGGAUGAGGCGCGGACAACAGAACAGGUUUGGCCCACACCGGUCAUUGAAUGGGACACCACCAAUGUGACAACCUCUCUCACACCACAGAGCACAAGGUCAACGGAAAAAACGUUCACCAUCGCUGUGACAGAUUUGAGCAAUGGGAUUCCAGGAAUAGAUGAGGUUAUGAAGACUACCAAAAUCAUAAUUGGUUGUUUUGUGGCAAUCACUCUUAUGGCAGCGGUGAUGUUGGUCAUUUUCUACAAAAUGAGAAAGCAACAUCACCGGCAAAACCACCAUGCUCCAACACGAACUGUAGAGAUCAUUAAUGUGGAUGAUGAGCUUACAGGUGACACGCCUAUAGAAAGUCAUUUGCCCAUGCCAGCAAUAGAGCAUGAGCACCUAAAUCACUAUAACUCUUAUAAGUCUCCUUUCAACCACACAACAACAGUUAACACAAUAAAUUCAAUACACAGUUCAGUGCAUGAACCAUUAUUGAUCCGAAUGAACUCGAAAGACAAUGUGCAAGAGACUCAGAUCUAAAACAUUUACAGAUUUAAAACACAAGACAGUUUAUUAAAAAAAAUGACACAAAUGACUGGGCUAAAUCUACUGUUUCAAAAAAAGUGUCUUUACAAAAAAAAGAAAUUUAUUUAUUAAAAAUUCUAUUGUGAGAGAAAGCAGACAAAAUUAUGUGUAUUCCUCAGAACCUCUUUUUGCUGCACUUAUUUACCCUACUUCUUUCCUCCCCUUUCUUCUUCCCCCUUCCCAAGCCCAUUUGCCAUAUUUUUCAUAGAACAACUUGAUUCUCUAAAAAAAAAGAUUAAAAAAAAACUGGUCUAGGGAUUUUUGUAAGAAUUCUGUUAACGCUUUGGGAAUUUUUAUGGUGAAUUCUAGUGGUGAGAUUCGGUCUAUUUUGUCUUUCUUCAUUUCAUUUUCUUCUCAUGCCCUUUUUGAAAUGGUUCAACAGGGAAAUGGAUGUUAGUGGUAGAUUCAUAAGAACAAUCAAGGAACAACAACAGCAAAAAUAACAAAAUAUUUUAUUUUUAUUUUUCACAUAAUGACCUGUUCUGUAUUUCCUGAAGGGACCAUUCUGUGGAAGAAGAAAACAAAAACAAAAACAAUCCAAGAAAUUAAUUUUCAUGUGAGCAUCUAUAAAACCCAUGAUCUUUUAAACAAUUCUAGAACCAGGAUUUGUAGUUCAAACACUAAAAUAAGAUUAUAAAUAAAAUAUUGUUGGUUUUUUCUGUA